Molecule: messenger RNA, 2142 nt
Organism: Hypomesus transpacificus
Lineage: Eukaryota; Metazoa; Chordata; Actinopteri; Osmeriformes; Osmeridae
Product: GRB2-related adapter protein-like
Exons: 2
Coding region: 281-850 (189 amino acids)
Molecular function (GO): protein binding
Source: RefSeq, a predicted model, not a curated record
CAGGAACUGCCUCCCACUCACAGUCUCUCUCUCUCUCUCUCUCCCGCUCUCUCUCUUUCUCUCUCUCUCUCCCUCUAUGACCGUAUUGUAGCAAGAAGCCAGUCGUUUCUCUCUUCUCUAGCGGGUAGAGGUCUCCUCUCCUCCUCUCAUCCUCCUCUUCUCUCCUUUAUUACAGCUGCAGAAGAAGACUAACGUCUCUGUCCUAAUCCUCCCACCUCUCCACCCCUCUGUCCCCCAUCAGCGGGGGUUAGUGUGUGUGUGUGUGUGUUGGGGUCUCACCAUGGAGGCAGUAGCUCUCUACACGUUUCGAGCCACAGAGAGAGAUGAGCUCAGCUUCACCAAGGGAGACAUACUCAAGGUAAGAGAGACACACCUGACACAAACACAAUCGUAUCUGGCACAAGACAUAACACACACACACAACACACACAUUAGGUGCAUAGGUGCAGAGGUGGAGAGGUGCAGAGGUGCAGAGGUGGAGAGGUGCAGAGGUGCAGAGGUGGAGAGGUGGAGAGGUGCAGAGGUGGAGAGGUCUGACCUGGGGGUUUAUGUUUAUGUAGGAACUGUUCUUCCUCAGUGUGUGCUGUCAUUACCUGUAACACGAUAUGUUCUCCCCCCUCCCCUCCUCUCCCUCCUCUCUCCCCUCCUGCCCUUCUCUUCCCUCCUCCAGCGCCCCCACCAUGCCCACGCCCUUUUUGACUUCCCCGCCCACCACCCAUCCCAGCUUCGUUUCUUACGAGGUGAUGUCAUCGAUGUCCUCGACAGCUCGGAUUCACUGCGCUGGAAGGGCCGUUGCCACGGACGCGUUGGCUACUUUCCCCCGGAGUACGUCCAGCCCAUUUACCACUGACCUGUCAAUCAACCAAGCCCCUAUCCCCACCUAGUUUGGCUUUCCUCAACACAGACCCCAUGAUGCCAGUAGAGCCAGACUCUGACCUCUGACCCUACCUCUGGAGCCAUGCUGGCAGGUCUGUUGCUCCACUGACUUAGUGACUGAACCUCUACAGCCCUGCAGAGCCCUGGCACCUCCACACUGCCACCUCCACUGGGACCUCCACACUGGGACCCUCCACACUGGCACCUCCACACUGCCACCUCCACACUGGGACCCUCCACACUGGCACCUCCACACUGGCACCUCCACACUGGCACCUCGACACUGGCACCUCCACUGGGACCUCCACACUGGCACCUCCACACUGGGACCUCCACACUGGCACCUCCACACUGGCACCUCCACUGGGACCUCCACACUGGGACCUCCACUGGGGGCUCCACGCUGGCACCUCCACACUGGCACCUCCACUGGGACCUCCACACUGGGACCUCCACUGGGACCUCCACACUGGCACUUCCACACUGGCACCUCCACUGGGACCUCCACACUGGGACCUCCACUGGCACCUCCACACUGGGACCUCCACACUGGCACCUCCACACUGGCACCUCCACACUGGGACCUCCACACUGGCACCUCCACACUGGGACCUCCACACUGGCACCUCCACUGGGACCUCCACACUGGCACCUCCACUGGGACCUCCACACUGGCACCUCCACUGGCACCUCCACACUGGGACCUCCACACUGGGACCUCCACACUGGGACCACACUUGUCUUUGACCACUGUUGAGCUCAUGCACUUCCAACCAGACCAGGACACUGGACCUAUUCAAACACACACACUUUUGUUCUUCUGACACUGCAGCUUUCUGUAGAGGCUGGUGGGUGUGGAUUGGUCUAAAGGCUGUUUGGGUGUGUGUACUUAUGAGUGGCCUUCUCUCUGUGUGACAACAGCCCAGUGAUCUGGGGAAACAGGCCAGUGAUCUGGGGAAACAGGCCAGUGAUCUGUUUGACCCCAUACUCUGUUCUUUAAAACAUCUUUGGACUUACUCAUAUUUAUUUGUGCUAAUUCUAGGUCUUUGCUGUAAAAUCAUGUUAAACAUUAUAAAGUCACAAAUGUUGUGUUGAUCAUCGUCAAAUCCAAUUCAAACUACCUUUUAUCUGUAUAGCACUUUCUACAAUUAAUGUAACUAAGUAACUAUCACGCAUAACAGUAAGACUGGCCGAUUCAAAACUUAAAUCUUUUAUUCCUUCAACUGUAAUAACUAUGAGGAUUCAAUAAAGUUAGAUACCAUUUCA